AUGCUUACUUCUUCGACUCAGCCUUAUCCCGAGAUCUUGGGAGGCCCAGCGCGCAUACUGCUAACGACAGCUCCGGCGUCCCGUCUGGUCCAACGUUCUUUUCAUGCAGCGGCAACACGCGUGAGCGUGCCCCUGGAGCACAGAAUUCCUCCAGGAUCAUGGGACAGCCACAUGCACGUCGUGGAACCCAAGCAGUUCCCUAUCUCUCCAAAAGCAGUAUACCAGCCUACAACCCAUACGCUGGAAGAUGCUCUUUACUUCGAGUCUACACUAGGGGUGGAGAACCUCGUCUUUGUGCAGCCCUCCAUCUAUGGAACGGAUAACUCCUGCCUUCUAGCCGCCCUGGCUAAAGUCGGCCCUUCCCGUGGUCGUGGAGUCGUGGUGGUUGACCCCGACACUAUCCAACAAGAAACGCUCGAUGCGUGGCAUGCUCUGGGUGUCCGUGGUCUCCGAGUGAACCUCCAGUCCGUGGGAAAGGUCAUGGACCAGGCCGAGUUGGAACAGGAUUUGCUUCGACACGCCGACGUUGCCCGGCCUCGGAACUGGAUCAUCGAAACAUACGUUCCUUUGAAGAUGGUCCCCAUGCUCGAAUCCAUCGUGCCUCGUCUCGGCGUCACCGUCUGCAUCGACCACUUCGGAAGCCCUGAACUCUCUUCUAUCUCAUGGACAAAGGAACCUCAGCCCUUCGACCCCUACAGCCUUCCCGGGUUCGACUCCCUGAUUUCCUUGAUCCGCCAAGGAAGCACCUACAUUAAAGUGUCCGCCCCUUACCGCCUCACCAAAGACAGACACAUGCGUGAUCUCAAGGCCAUGGCCCGCGAGUUUCUCUCUGCGGCGCCGGACCGAGUCAUUUACGCCACCGACUGGCCUCAUACUCGCUUUACCGGUGUCGACAUCAGCCCUUUCACAGAAUGGUGCCUGGAUCUUUGCGCUCACGAGCCUGAACUCGCAGAGAAGCUGUUCCGCAGGAACACCGAGCGGAUGUUGGACGUGAAGUCUGACUAG
Messenger RNA from Penicillium atrosanguineum, 1005 nucleotides. RefSeq lists its product as uncharacterized. The coding region runs from base 1 to 1005 and encodes 334 amino acids. NCBI's taxonomy places the organism in Eukaryota, Fungi, Ascomycota, Eurotiomycetes, Eurotiales, Aspergillaceae. Gene Ontology annotation, molecular function: hydrolase activity. The record is from RefSeq and is a predicted model, not a curated record. The transcript has a single exon.